Racocetra persica is the source of this 851-nucleotide messenger RNA. NCBI's taxonomy places the organism in Eukaryota, Fungi, Glomeromycota, Glomeromycetes, Diversisporales, Gigasporaceae. The record is from the annotation of a GenBank genome assembly.
AAAACUUAUUCAAGAUAUGGAAGAUGGAACUUCAUUUAUUCAUAAACAUCCAAGAAAUGUGGAAAAAAGCUUACCAAACUCACUUAUUCGUACACAAAUUGUAAAAUUGGGUAUAAUGUAUAAUUUGGCUUCUAAAUAUACAAGUUUUCUUGCAAUUGAUGAAAGAGAUAAUGAGUUAGUGGCUGAAGCCAAAAGUUUACCAAGCCAAAGAAUAGUUCCAGUUUCUGCUGCUGCUACUUAUUCAGCUUAUCAAUCUCCUGCUUCAGCUACUUGUUACUCUAGAUCAGCUGCUUAUUCUUUACCUCCUCUUCCUCCAGCUUUACAAGUUUCUUCAGCUGCUAACGUUUCUCCAGCUGCUAUGCCUUGUUCAGUUACUAUUUAUAAUCCAAGUCAAGCUAAUUUUUUCUCUGCACUUUUGACUCGUAAAGCCUCUCCACAUUCUAAUUCUUCUGAAUCUAUGAAUUUACCUCAAUAUCCAGUAGGUAGUGAUUCUGUUAUGCGGGCUGGUAGUGUAUCAAACACAUCCAAUGCAGCAUCAUUUUCUUCAAGUCCAAUUCGUUAUAAUAUAAGUCAACUGUCUUAUCAGUCUCAUUCUAUGCCUUUGAAUAAUGUGAUUCAACAACAAGUAAUUCAACAACAAGCGAUUCAACAACAAGUAAUUCAACAACAAGCGAUUCAACAACAAAUGAUUCGACAACAAGUGAGAAAAGCUUCAGCAGGAAAACGUGCAAGAAUUGGAAUCGAGGCAACUUAUGAAUCUUUUGAACCAGUUUUACCAGCUAUAUCUGUAAAAUCAAAACCUCCAAAUAUUGAAACUCUUUAUAAUUUUCUUAAUUUCCAAUCAUUUGAUG